Messenger RNA from Penicillium oxalicum, 552 nucleotides. RefSeq lists its product as uncharacterized. NCBI's taxonomy places the organism in Eukaryota, Fungi, Ascomycota, Eurotiomycetes, Eurotiales, Aspergillaceae. The coding region runs from base 1 to 552 and encodes 183 amino acids. The record is from RefSeq and is a predicted model, not a curated record. The transcript has a single exon.
AUGAAUGGGUCCCGCGUUCUGGAAUGUGACAUGAGUCGCGACAAGGGCGAGCGUUCUACACCAGGUCAGAAAGGCCAUGUCGAAUUGAAGCAGACUGCCUCUGAUGGCCAUCAGUUGCUGCAUCCCUCAGAACCAUUGGCCUCCUCAUUUGAUUACCAACCGACCCUGUUCCCAGUCCGUUCAACGAGCCACCGUGUGAAGAAAACCACUCCGCCCACGAAUCGAUUUAGAUCCUACUGGGUAUCCAGUCUUCUGUACGGCAUUGGCGGUUUAUUGCGGUCUAUCAUCUCAUCGGCUUCAAGGAUCUCCGUCAAUGCGAGAGACGUUGUCCACGUCCACUCGAUUCGCGAGCCGCGACAGCGCGCUCGUAAAGCGAAGCAUCGUGUCGAUGAGAAAGCAGUCGUGACCUCGUCUCGUGGGGAUUUAUUGUUUGAUUGUGUCGGUUUGAAAAAAAAAACUCAAUUGCACAAAGACCAUAUGGCGAGCGCCACAAAAGGGCUCCGGGCUUCUAAAGAAAAAAGAAAAGGAAAGCUGUCUACCCGGGCCGGCUGA